CCUCACCGGCUCGCGAGGGAACCGCUCAGGCACCGCCGCCCCGGCUCAGCGCGGACGGCGGAGAGAGGGAGGUGGAAGGACGACACCUUGCUCGCUUGCUCCCACCCGCACUCGGGCUCGCAGAACCGGCGCGGAGCCCAGGGGGAGGAGCCGCCGCGGGCACGCCCCGCCCCCGGCCCGGGAAGACGACGCCAGCGACCCCGCCGGCCGGCCGCCGCCCCCCUCGCCGGCCGAGACCCGCCCCCGGCCCCGGCCCUCCCCCGGCGGCAUGGAGGGGCCCCGCUCCUGACGGUCGCGCUGCCGCCUCGGCCCGUGCCCCACCUCGCGGCCCCUCCCGCCCGCCCCCGCUCGCAUGUCUGCGCCGCCUUAGCCGAGGAUGCUGAGGAUGAAGCUGCCGCUGAAGCCAACGCACCCCACGGAGCCGCCGCCCGAGGCGGAGGAGCCCGAGGCGGACGCGCGGCCGGGCGCGAAGGCGCCUCCGCGUCGGAGGCGGGGCUCUCUGCCGCCGCUGCCGCCACCGCCGCCGCCGCCGCCCCGGGGGCUCGGACCGCCUGUUGCUGGUGGAGCGGCGGCGGGGGCGGGUAUGCCGGGCGGCGGCGGGGGGCCCUCAGCGGCGCUGCGCGAGCAGGAGCGGGUAUACGAGUGGUUCGGGCUGGUGCUGGGCUCGGCGCAGCGCCUGGAGUUCAUGUGCGGACUGCUAGACCUGUGCAACCCGCUGGAGCUGCGCUUCCUCGGCUCGUGCCUGGAAGACCUGGCGCGCAAAGACUACCACUACCUGCGCGACUCGGAGGCCAAGGCCAACGGCCUCUCGGACCCGGGGCCGCUGGCCGACUUCCGAGAGCCCGCGGUGCGCUCGCGCCUCAUCGUCUACCUGGCGCUGCUGGGCUCGGAGAACCGGGAGGCCGCUGGCCGCCUGCACCGCCUGCUACCCCAGGUGGACUCGGUGCUCAAAAGCCUGCGCGCGGCCCGGGGCGAGGGCUCGCGGGGCGGCGCGGAGGACGAGCGCGGCGAGGACGGCGACGGCGAGCAGGACGCGGAGAAGGACGGCUCGGGCCCGGAAGGCGGCAUUGCAGAGCCCCGGGCCGGCGGCGGGCUCGGCUCCAGGGCCCAGGAGGAACUGCUGCUGCUCUUCACCAUGGCCUCGCUGCACCCGGCUUUCUCCUUUCACCAGCGGGUCACCCUGAGGGAACAUUUGGAGAGGCUCCGCGCCGCGCUCCGCGGGGGCCCUGAGGACGCGGAGGUGGAGGUGGAGCCGUGCAAGUUUGCCGGCCCUAGGGCCCAGAACAACUCUGCUCACGGUGAUUACAUGCAAAAUAACGAGAGCAGUUUAAUAGAGCAAGCCCCAAUACCUCAGGACGGACUUACCGUGGCACCUCACAGAGCUCAGCGAGAAGCUGUACACAUUGAGAAGAUAAUGUUGAAAGGAGUCCAGAGAAGAAGAGCUGACAGAUACUGGGAGUACACUUUCAAAGUAAAUUGGUCUGAUCUUUCAGUCACAACAGUAACAAAAACCCACCAAGAACUACAGGAAUUUCUACUGAAGCUUCCAAAGGAACUGUCUUCAGAGACUUUUGACAAGACCAUCUUAGGAGCCCUGAAUCAGGGUUCCUUGAAAAGGGAAGAACGGCGACAUCCUGACCUAGAGCCCAUUCUAAGGCAGCUAUUUUCAAGUUCAUCACAAGCUUUUCUACAGAGUCAGAAAGUACACAGCUUCUUUCAGUCCAUAUCAUCAGACUCCCUACACAGUCUCAAUAACUUACAAUCCUCUCUGAAGACUUCUAAGAUAUUAGAACACUUAAAAGAAGACAGCUCUGAAGCUUCAAGUCAAGAAGAAGAUGUAUUGCAGCACGCCAUAAUCCACAAGAAGCAUACUGGGAAAAGUCCCAUUGUGAACAAUAUUGGUACAAGUUGUUCUCCAUUGGAUGGGCUUACCAUGCAAUAUUCUGAACAGAAUGGAAUUGUGGAUUGGAGGAAGCAAAGCUGUACCACCAUUCAACACCCAGAGCACUGUAUGACCUCAGCUGACCAGCAUUCUGCUGAAAAACGGAGUUUAUCUUCAAUAAAUAAGAAGAAAGGAAAGCCACAAACAGAAAAGGAGAAAAUUAAGAAAACUGACAACAGAUUGAAUAGUAGAAUAAAUGGUAUUAGACUCUCCACUCCUCAGCAUGCCCAUGGUGGUGCUGUGAAAGAUGUGAAUUUGGACAUUGGCUCUGGACAUGACACAUGUGGAGAAACAUCUUCAGAGAGUUACAGUUCUCCAUCUAGUCCCCGACACGAUGGAAGAGAAAGUUUUGAAAGUGAAGAAGAGAAAGACAGAGACACAGACAGCAAUUCUGAGGAUUCUGGGAAUCCAUCAACAACUAGGUUUACAGGUUAUGGUUCCGUCAACCAGACCGUCACUGUCAAGCCACCUGUUCAGAUUGCUUCACUAGGAAAUGAGAAUGGAAACCUUUUAGAAGAUCCCUUAAACUCGCCCAAGUAUCAGCAUAUUUCUUUUAUGCCAACUUUACACUGUGUCAUGCACAAUGGUGCCCAGAAGUCUGACAUCGUUGUUCCUGCACCCAAACCCGCUGAUGGCAAAACCAUAGGGAUGCUUGUUCCUAGUCCUGUUGCUAUUUCUGCAAUAAGGGAGUCCGCAAAUUCAACCCCCGUUGGAAUACUAGGGCCAGCAGCUUCCACUGCAGAAUCAGAAAAGCACCUUGAAUUACUGGCUUCCCCUUUACCUAUUCCAUCAACCUUCCUUCCACAUAGUAGUACUCCCGCUUUGCAUCUAACAGUUCAGAGGCUAAAGUUGCCACCACCACAGGGAUCUUCUGAGAGCUGCACAGUUAACAUCCCACAACAGCCACCCGGAAGUCUGAGCAUCGGAUCACCAAACACUGCCUUUAUUCCUAUCCAUAACCCAGGUAGUUUCCCAGGCUCUCCUGUUGCUACCACGGACCCCAUCACAAAAUCUGCAUCCCAAGUGGUAGGACUCAAUCAAAUGGUGCCUCAAAUUGAGGGAAACACAGGGACAGUCCCUCAGCCUACCAAUGUGAAGGUAGUUCUUCCAGCAGCUGGCCUCUCAGCUGCUCAGCCACCAGCUUCCUACCCCUUACCAGGCUCUCCCCUUGCUGCCGGCGUGUUACCCAGCCAGAACUCCAGUGUGCUCAGCACAGCAGCAACUUCUCCCCAGCCAGCGAGCGCAGGCAUCAGCCAGGCCCAGGCAACGGUACCUCCCGCGGUUCCUACCCACACCCCAGGCCCUGCCCCGAGCCCGAGCCCUGCCUUGACACACAGUACCGCGCAGAGUGACAGCACGUCUUACAUCAGUGCUGUGGGGAACACGAACGCUAAUGGGACAGUAGGGCCACCACAGCAGAUGGGCUCGGGUCCUUGUGGUUCUUGUGGGCGAAGGUGCAGCUGUGGGACCAAUGGAAACCUUCAGCUAAAUAGUUACUAUUAUCCUAAUCCAAUGCCUGGACCAAUGUACCGAGUCCCUUCAUUCUUUACUCUGCCAUCCAUUUGCAAUGGCAGCUACCUCAACCAAGCACAUCAGAGCAAUGGAAACCAACUUCCUUUUUUUCUGCCUCAGACUCCAUAUGCAAAUGGACUGGUACAUGACCCAGUCAUGGGGAGCCAAGCCAACUAUGGCAUGCAGCAGAUGCCAGGAUUUGGGAGAUUAUAUCAUGUAUAUCCACCACCUAAUGUAGUUGCCAACACCAGUGGUUCGGGGCCCAAGAAGAACGGGAAUGUCUCAUGUUACAAUUGCGGUGUAAGCGGACACUAUGCACAGGACUGUAAGCAGUCGUCCAUGGAGGCCAAUCAACAAGGCACUUACAGACUGAGAUACGCACCUCCCCUCCCCCCUUCUAAUGAUACGUUGGAUUCUGCAGACUGAAACGAGUAAAGCUUGCCUACUUAAUACACUCAAGUGUGGGGAGUCAUGGGGUGUGGAGGGGAGGAAAGGAAAGGUAUUUUGUUUCUUUUGUCUAUACAUUUCCUAGAUUUCUAUGCAGUUGGGAUUUUUCAUUUCUCUUGUACCAAUGUCCAAAACAAGAAAGAAUGCAAUGCUUUUGAGCCUCUGGUCUCCUGGUUCAACAACAGGCUUAUACGUAUGAUACAUGUUAUUUAAACCUUCAGACAAACUAUCAAAAGGAAAAUGUUGGUGCGUGUUUUUUUUUUUACACUGAAUACUUGCUGUGUGCAAUGUUUACUGAAUCUUUAAAACUGUGUAUUUGACCUUUUUUUACAACACUGGUGACAGUCAUAUGGUUUUGAAAAAAAAGGAAUUUUGCUUCUUCCCAGUUUUUCUCACUUUCACCCUAAACGACACUUUCCUCCCCAGCCAGCCUCACUCUAUCCCUGGCCCGCAGCAGGAACAGCCAGCAGUGCAUUCGCCCCACUUUUGUAAACUGCUCUACAUAUCAACCAAGGGCAGAAUGUUUCACCCUAAUCUUAUGGGAGGAAUCAAACUCCCAAAAUAGUGUGUAUAUAUGUAAUAAACAGUGUCACGUAAAUACAUAUAUGCAGUGCUUGUUGUCCAAAUAAAAAUGAAAAUAAGUGGAAGAGGAAGAAGUCAAACCAUAUGAAAGUGAAAAAAUAUGACGUACGAAAUGGACAAAAAGCUUUUUCUGAAAUCAACUUUUUACUUCCAUCAUCCUUUUUUAGCCUGUUGCUUCAGAGAGACACAAAGUGAACACACUGGUGUGAAUGUCGCUCUCUGUGUGCUUGUGUUUGUAAUGAAAGUACAGCCAGUUUUACUUGUCUACCACUGUGUUGUGCUCAAAGAGACACUACUUGAGUAAAGAUUUCUUCUUUCCCUAUACCAACUGUUACAGUGUUACAUUGUGUUUAAAAUGUGUAUGGUUUAUUGCAAUCUGAACAGAGCUAUGGGUUUCUACCAUGUCAGGUUAUUUGUUCCCUGUCUCUCGUAGCAAAGUCACUUUUAUAACAGUUUACCACUAUGCUUGAUUAUAAUGUGAAAGACUGAAUUCUGAGUGUGUUAAGAUGGUAUUAAUCAUGUCGGUGUCAUGUCACUAAGUUUAAUGCUGCUGUUUUUCAAAAAGAAAAGUUUUUUUAAAAAGCCAAUCUAUGUACUAAAUUGCUUCCAGGUAAUUUUUGAUUUCCUAAAGUGCACUGAGGUUAUCUGGAAGAUUGGGUGUAUUUUUUGGUGACUGCUGCAAUCAUCAGCAAUGAACAGCUUCCACUGUAUAGUCCUAGGGGUAAGGGGUUGGGGGUUUCAUUUUCCAUUCCUCAGCACAGAGCAGAAAUGAUAGAUUUUUGUUGUGUGGAGUCAUGUUGGUAUGCAGCAGAGGAACGUAAACAUUUGGUCUUGUUUCAGAAGCCUAACAGAUUGCUAGACAAGAGAAAAAACUUGAAGAAAAAAGAAGCUUAAUUUCAUGCUUCAUAAGUAGCAUUUAUAUUUAUAGCACCAAUGUACAUUUUGAAACUUUCUUUCAGGGGUGGGAGUUAUGGGGAAGGGGUGGGUGUGAAGGGGUAGAUGAAAGCUUUAAUUUAGAAAGAAAGUUGGAGUAAAGGAAAUUAUUUUGAUUAAAUAUAUUUUAUUUGAUCUGGGUAUUUUUGGACCACAUUAUUACAUUAAUUGUUAAGCUGCAGUUGAGUCGUUCAAGUGAGAGUUUUGAUAAGCCACGUAUGGGCCGCAUUGUGAAUCACUUGCCAGUUGUACUUUAUGGAGCUUAUUUUAUGAUUUAAAAUACUGUACUGUACAUAGGAGGUAUGUUACCUUCUCCUUAUUUGUAUGUUUACCAUAUACUUUGAUAUUUGAAAUGUUAUGUACUGGAAAGGCCACUUAUAUUUCUAGAACAGAUUGGAUUUUAUGCAACCUUUUUUCCUUGAAUUAACAGCAAUAAAAAAAUGAAAAACAGCUUAA
Molecule: messenger RNA, 5872 nt
Organism: Piliocolobus tephrosceles (Ugandan red Colobus)
Lineage: Eukaryota; Metazoa; Chordata; Mammalia; Primates; Cercopithecidae
Gene: ZCCHC2
Product: zinc finger CCHC-type containing 2
Exons: 15
Coding region: 377-3880 (1167 amino acids)
Molecular function (GO): zinc ion binding; phosphatidylinositol binding; nucleic acid binding
Source: RefSeq, a predicted model, not a curated record